Molecule: messenger RNA, 1459 nt
Organism: Drosophila eugracilis
Lineage: Eukaryota; Metazoa; Arthropoda; Insecta; Diptera; Drosophilidae
Product: protein valois
Exons: 3
Coding region: 95-1198 (367 amino acids)
Biological process (GO): oocyte axis specification
Cellular component (GO): methylosome
Molecular function (GO): protein binding
Source: RefSeq, a predicted model, not a curated record
GUUCCGGCAAAUAAUAUAUGUAGAUGUUCCUUUCCAUCCACCGCUUAGCAGGAGUUUGCUUGCGUGUUUUCCCGGGUAAAUUGACACAAAGACCAUGUUCCCACAACGCAGUUCGGAGCUUUAUCGCACUCCGGCGACCCAUCAGCCACCACCGGCUCUGGAAUUGGCAGGAAACUUAGAGUAUCCGAAUCUCAAUGUUGAAGAUCUAAACGCGCGCCUGGAGAACCUUUCGCCGCGACUCCACGACUGCUGGGAUAGCAUCGCCAUCAACGAGCACCAGCAUUUCGCACUUGCUACCAACCGACGAGAGGGACGUCAUUGGUGGGGAAUGUUUUUUGGUUACGCCCGUAACCAGAUCAACCGCAUGACCGUAGACACAGCCCAUUUCAAGCUGCAGGCGGAGCACACAGUGAAUAUUGUGCGUUAUGCCGAAAACAAUGUGCUUUUAGUGGCUUUGGGCGACACUCGUCUCCAGGCCUGGUCUACCUACUCGAAGGUGACCAAUCCGCAGGAGCCCUAUAACCUCUCCCUCGUGGGCGAGUCAUUUGCCCAUCCCACGCCCAUUAGCCAUUUGAGCGUAUUUAAGGCGGAGCAGCGAAGAGCUGUCUCGGGAUCUGCGGAUGGCAGUCUUAAUGUAUGGGAUCUUUCGGGUGCCGAUCUGGCCAGCGUUUAUCACUCGCGCUCUGCGCACACAGAUAAGCUUACCGCUCUUGCUACGCCUUCAUCCUCAUCUGACAAGUUUGUGACCUGUGAUCGAGGCGGUUGUGCCCGUCUUUGGGAUGUUCGGGCAGCGGCUCCAUCUUCCACAUGCCUCUAUGCGGACCAGAGUCAUUUGCUUAGCUUUACGGCCGCUGUUUGGGCAGCUCCAACGGAACUGCAGGGUGGCAAUAACAUUUACCUUGGGGACUACGACGGCAAGGUUCACACUCUUGAUAUCCGAGUACCAAAGAAAUUAUCGGAAACCCGAGAAUACUUUGACAAGGGACAUGUCUCGCAGCUUUUAAUUAAUGGGGCAUAUCUGGCUGCCAUGAGCAAUUUGCCCGCCGAAGUAAAAGUGGUCAAUGUGCUGGCGGAACAUGAAUUUAUCUACAAGCAUCAUGACACACAUACUCGUCUCACCGAUGCUGUUUGGGCCGAUGAUACCACACUUAUUACCAUUGGACAUGGCCGCAAGAUGGUUACGCAUUCGAUUAAGUAAUUUUGCUAAAGACCCAGUGAUUUUCUUACGUUCUUUUGCAUUUAUUACGAUUUAAGUUCCAUUUAUAUUUACCAUGUUUGGCCUGACUGAGAUGCUAUGACCUAGGUUAUAACAUUUUUUGUACUAUAAAUAAAUGUAUAAGUAGACGUAAAAUUACUUAUUUUAUCAUUAACCAUCUUGAUGGUGAGAAUAUUCAAAUGUGCAGCAGAUACUAUUCGUUUGAUUAUAAAACAUUUGCUUUAUAGGUAAAUAUCAAAUGUU